AUGCACGUCGCCAUUGUAACAGGCGCUAACAAGGGUAUUGGAAAUGGGAUUGCGCAGCUACUGGUUCAAGGUCUGAAGCCAGCUUCCGACUAG
This is a messenger RNA of Echinococcus granulosus, 93 nucleotides long. RefSeq lists its product as hypothetical. The transcript has 2 exons. Lineage: Eukaryota; Metazoa; Platyhelminthes; Cestoda; Cyclophyllidea; Taeniidae. The coding region runs from base 1 to 93 and encodes 30 amino acids. The record is from RefSeq and is a predicted model, not a curated record.